CCCUGCCGGUCUCCCGUGACUGUCUGCGCAUGUGGGACACUGAGUCCACGCUAGUACAGAUCAGCAGCGGCACUGGGAUCUGAGGCUGCAGAACAACAUGAAGAACAGAUUUAGCACCAUAGAUAUCCGGGCUGUCAUAGCAGAGCUUAAUGCCAGUUUGCUGGGGAUGCGAGUGUACAAUGUUUAUGAUGUGGAUAACAAGACUUAUCUCAUCCGCCUGCAGAAGCCGGACGCCAAAGCGGUACUUCUGUUGGAGUCUGGGAUCAGGAUUCACACCACAGAGUUCGAGUGGCCCAAGAACAUGAUGCCGUCUGGGUUUGCGAUGAAGUGCAGGAAGCAUCUCAGGUCCAGGCGCCUGGUCAGUGUUACACAGCUGGGAGUGGACAGGAUUGUUGAUUUCCAGUUUGGUUCAGACAAUGCAGCGUAUCAUCUGAUUGUUGAGUUGUAUGACCGGGGGAACAUCGUCCUCACAGACUUCGAGUAUCUCAUUCUGAACAUCCUGCGGUUCCGUACAGACGAAGCCGAUGAUGUUAAGUUUGCAGUCCGAGAGCAUUAUCCCGUGGGUAAUGCCAAAGCCCCGGAACCUAUUCUUACCAUGGACAGAUUAAAAGAGAUAUUGAUGAGCGCUCAAACAGGAGAUCAGGUGAAGAGGAUCCUUAACCCUCACCUCCCAUACGGAGCUACCCUCAUAGAGCAUUGUUUGCUAGAAAACGGAUUGUCCAGUAAUGUGAAGGUCGAGCAGAUCUCAGGGGAGACAGAUUUUGAAAAGGUUCACUCAGCUUUAAAGAUGGCGGAGGAUUAUAUGGAGAAAACUUUGAAUUUCAAUGGAGAGGGCUACAUAAUCCAGAAGAGAGAGAAAAAGCCAAGCUUGGAGCCAGAUAAACCAUCCGAAGACAUUCUCACGUAUGAGGAAUUCCACCCAUUCCUCUUCGCACAACAUGUCAACAGCCAGUGUGUGACGUUUGAGUCUUUUGAUAAGGCUGUAGAUGAAUUUUACUCUAAGCUGGAGGGUCAGAAGAUUGAUAUCAAAGCUCUUCAUCAGGAGAAACAAGCUUUGAAGAAGUUAGAAAAUGUGCGUAAAGAUCAUGUGGAGAGGCUGGAAUCUCUGCACCAUGCUCAGGAAAUUGACAAAGCUAAAGGAGAACUUAUUGAGAUGAACCUGGACAUUGUGGAUCGAGCAUUACAGGUCGUUCGCAGUGCUCUGGCCAAUCAGAUUGACUGGACUGAGAUUGGGGUCAUUGUUAAGGAGGCGCAAGUUCAGGGAGACCCUGUUGCUCUCACAAUCAAAGAACUGAAGCUGCAAACAAAUCAUAUCACCAUGCUGCUAAGAAACCCAUAUAUAGUUUCGGAGGAAGAGGAGGAAGACGAAGAAGAGGAGAAACUGGAAAUAGAUGAACCAAAAGGAAAGAAGAAAAAGGGAAAAAACAAGCAGCAGCCCAAAAAAACACAAAAGAACAAACCAAUGCUGGUGGAUGUAGAUCUGAGCUUGUCUGCAUACGCCAACGCCAAAAAGUACUAUGAUCACAAGAGACACGCAGCCAAGAAAACUCAGAAGACCGUGGAAGCUGCAGAGAAGGCGUUCAAAUCGGCAGAGAAGAAAACCAAACAGACGCUGAAGGAGGUGCAGACUGUCAGCACCAUUCAGAAGGCCAGAAAAGUGUACUGGUUUGAGAAGUUCUUGUGGUUCAUAAGCUCUGAAAAUUACCUGGUAAUCGCUGGGAGAGAUCAGCAACAGAAUGAGAUGAUUGUGAAGAGAUACCUGCGCUCAGGUGAUAUAUAUGUACAUGCGGACCUGCACGGGGCGACCAGCUGCGUCAUUAAGAACCCCAGAGGUGACCCAGUACCUCCCCGUACCUUAACAGAAGCUGGCACAAUGGCCGUCUGCUAUAGUGCUGCCUGGGACGCGCGUGUCAUUACUAGUGCCUGGUGGGUCCACCAUAAUCAGGUGUCAAAGACCGCUCCAACGGGAGAGUACCUGACAACCGGGAGCUUUAUGAUCAGAGGGAAAAAGAAUUUCCUCCCUCCCUCUUACCUAAUGAUGGGAUUUGGGUUUCUGUUUAAGGUGGAUGAGGCAUGCGUUUGGAGGCACAAAGGGGAGCGCAAAGUGAAAGUACAGGAUGAGGAUCUGGAAAGUGUGACGAGCAGUAACACCGCACUGGCAGAAGAAGAAAAUGAGCCAUUGGAAGCCCUGGAAGACGACAGCGAUGGCAGCAGCGAGGACCAGGAGAAACCUCACAGCGAAGGAGGGAGAGGUGUAGAGGACAAUGUUGGGGAAGAUAUCAAUGUUAGCACAGGGUUGUGUGAUCCUGCACAAGUGGCCUCAGCUGAUGACAGUGACAGCAGCAGCGCUCAUUCUGCAGAGAAUAACUCUCCAGUGAAGGAGGAGGAUGCUGCUUAUCCUGAUACUUCUAUAGACCUGUCUCAUCUGCAGAAAAAGAGGACACUGAGCACAGCAGCUGUAACAGAACCUGUCGAGUCAGCCAUAACGAGUGACAAGUCCCGAAAACAUCUGUCCGCUAAGGAGAGACGUGAAAUUAAGAAAAAGAAGAAGCCAGAUGACUCUGAGGAAUUCAGGCAAUUGGAAGAUGCAGACAAAGCCGGGGUGGCUGUACCCCAGAGUGCACCACAAGGGGGUGCUCUGCAGCAGCCACUGAAAAGAGGACAAAAGAGUAAAAUUAAGAAAAUGAAAGAGAAGUACAAAGAUCAGGAUGAUGAAGAUCGAGAACUUAUUAUGCAGUUGCUCGGGUCCGCAGGGUCCAGCAAGGAAGAGAAGGUAAAAAAGGGAAAGAAAGGAAAGACAAAGGAAGAAACAGCAAAGAAACAGCCACAGAAGGGAAAAGGUGGAAGUGGGCCUAUGAAGAAAGAUGGGUCUGGAUUUACAGAGGUCUUUAUAACACAAGAUUUACAAGACAUUACAUUAGAGGAGCAGCAGGAUGACAAGGAUGAUGCGGAUCAGGAAGCUCCUGGAUCAGAGGAAGCCGAGAAUCUUUUGGACUCCCUGACGGGACAGCCAGACCCAGAAGACGUUCUGCUUUUCUCUGUGCCAGUCUGUGCACCUUACACUGCUAUGACCAAUUAUAAGUAUAAAGUUAAACUAACUCCAGGAACACAAAAGAAAGGAAAAGCUGCUAAAACAGCAUUGAACAGUUUCAUGCACUCUAAGGAAACCUCAUCCAGAGAGAAGGAUUUACUGCGCAGCGUCAAGGACACGGACUUAUCAAGGAACAUGCCAGGAAAAGUGAAAGUCUCUGCUCCCAAUCUGCUCAAUGCAAAGAAGAAAUAACAUUGGUCAAAGCCUGGAUUGCACAUAUGUACAUAUGGAAUUCAUCUGCACAUAGUCCUAUUAUUACAGGAUACUAGACUAAAACUCCACAAUGUUUUGAGACUAGGGUUCACUAAGGGCAGUUUCUAAAAGUUGCCAAUAGUUCUAAAACGGCAAUCGGAAUAAAUGUAAAACAAGGCCCAUAAAACAUGCCUUAGUAAAUCUACCCCUAGGAAUUUUAACUCCAGUCCUCAAGUAUGAAAAGCAUUAUUGUAAAUUCAGUCACAAAUUUCCAAUAAUUUCCCUAUUGGGGUAUCUGGGGCUGAAGGUAAUCUGCUUUGUAAGGAAGUACAGGAAAUUACCAUUAACGCUUUAAAUUAUCAAGUGUGCGCACAACUCAUUCCUACUCCUAUUCAGUGCCAGCCGUGCCCUGUGGUUGCAAACAGCACGUGUCUUUAUUUUAAAGGUGGACCGGUCACCUACAAAGGCUACAUUCUGGGUCACUCCAGACUAUUACUUGGCUAGGAAUCAAUGACAUCACUAAGGUCCUGCCUGACUAAGGCGAUUACCAUUAAUGAGAGACUGAUUCCUAGUAAAAAUCGAUAGACUACAUUCUCAUUAGCUCAGGGUAGUAAAUCGCUGUCUUAUGAUACACCUGCUUGGAGCUGUGUAAGAAAGUAUUAAAAAUGUUAUAUUUUUAAGUUUUUAAUUUAGAGAAGAUACCUUAAAGAAUUAAAUUGCAUUGUGAUGUUAUGGAAAAAGGUUUGGAUGUAUCAAUAUGAGCUAAAUAGAUCAACAAGCGCUUAGAUCAUUGGAAAUAAAGGGUGACAAUAUUUGAA
This is a messenger RNA of Pseudophryne corroboree (corroboree frog), 4101 nucleotides long. RefSeq names its product nuclear export mediator factor (gene NEMF). Gene Ontology annotation, cellular component: RQC complex. The record is from RefSeq and is a predicted model, not a curated record. Bases 98 to 3283 code for a protein of 1061 amino acids. NCBI's taxonomy places the organism in Eukaryota, Metazoa, Chordata, Amphibia, Anura, Myobatrachidae. Gene Ontology annotation, biological process: ribosome-associated ubiquitin-dependent protein catabolic process; rescue of stalled cytosolic ribosome. The transcript is spliced from 33 exons. Gene Ontology annotation, molecular function: ribosomal large subunit binding; tRNA binding.